Molecule: messenger RNA, 1831 nt
Organism: Drosophila elegans
Lineage: Eukaryota; Metazoa; Arthropoda; Insecta; Diptera; Drosophilidae
Product: sugar transport protein 6
Biological process (GO): transmembrane transport
Cellular component (GO): membrane
Molecular function (GO): transmembrane transporter activity
Source: RefSeq, a predicted model, not a curated record
AUUCAUUCAGUACCGAAUUACCCAUUCGUAGGGACGGUUGCUCCCUAAAAAAAGAAAAAUCGAACGAAAUGAAGAACGAAGCACAACCAGAAGCGUACCCAGCCGCCACUGGCUUUGCAACUGCACCGCCGCAGACAGGAUAUCCACAGCCAGGAUAUCUGCAGACAGGAUAUCCACAGCCAGGAUAUCCGCAGCCAGGAUAUCCGCAGCCAGGAUAUCCACAGCCAGGAUAUCCGCAGCCUGGGUAUUCCUGGAAUCCAGCUCAACCACAGGCUGGAUUUUCGGCCUAUCCGACACCUCCACCACAGUACUACGGUGCACCACCAAACUACGGAGCACCGCCACCACACCCACCGCCACAUCCCCCCAGCAAAACCUCGGUGGUGGUGAACAGUGGCUGGUACAGUCGCAACCAGAAGAACAAACCACAAUCAAACGCAGUUGGCGCAGCAAGUCUCAUCUUUGUCUCUGGAGGAAUGAACAUUGCGUGGAGCAUGGGCUUUCAUGGAUGGCUCUUCUAUAGCACAAGCAAUCACAAUUUUAUAGCCUGGUUUAUUGGUGGCAUCAUUGGAGCGGUACUGAGCUGUUUUCUAACCAACGAGGUGGCCAAAAAGCAUGUGCUGAUUUUCAGUUCACUUAUGGUGAUGAUCGGUGGUAUAGUGACAGCCAGCGCGAGGAGCAAUGGCAGUAUCGCUUUAGUGGGUUCCUAUAUGGAUGGCAUAGCCAAUGGACUGAUAUUUGCUCCAUUCUUGGCCCUGACUGGCGAGGUUUCCGUGUCCUAUAUGCGGGGUUUGACGGCGGCCAGCAUUGAGCAGAUGAGCUUCGGCCUGGGCAUCUUCCUGCAGAUCAUCUACACCACAUCCUGGAAUGCUUCGACCCCCCGCCCAUCGAUCUACGCCUUUACGGCUGAGAACAUGAAGGGGCUGCUGAGCUCUAUCUACGGUCUGAUGGCCUUGAUAAUUGGCUCACUGCUGUGCAUCGAAUCGCCGGUGAUAAUGCUGGCCAAGAAUAACGAUGAGCAGGGGGCCAUCGAUGCCCUGCGGCGACUGCAGAGGCCCUACACUCUGACCAACGAGACAUUUGAGCAACUGGCCGAGCACAAGAAGUACUUGGCCCAGAACAAGGAUCUUUCCAUGUGCCGGACCAUCGGACAGGCCAUUCCCACCUUCGUGAGACUGGCCUUCCUCAGGGGCCUGAACGCCAUGAGCAUCUGCAGGCUGGUCUACUAUACCCUUGUGUACACUGUCGCCAUUCAGUAUGUCAAUGGCUAUUUGGGCUGGCUCAUUGGGUUCGGCGUCUGUCGCUGGAUGGGCAACUUCAUAGCCACCUUCUGCAUGGAGUCAGUCGGUCGCAAGAAGCUCACUCUCCUCGGCCUGAUUGUUUGCAGUGUGAUGGCCUUUGUGAUUGGAGGGCAGUACAACUUGUACUAUAAUACGGGCAACUCCAUAAUGUUGCUGGUCUUCGAACUCUUUGCGGGAAUCGCCUUCACAGCCACAUCGCCGUACCUUUCGGAGGCAUAUCCUCUGGGAGUAAAGCAGCCCUUCAUCGCCUUCACCUUCAUCGCCGAGAUGCUCGUCUUCAUAGUGCUGACCCUGGUCACCUGGAGUGGUCCUGUCGGUGCCACAUACUUCUUUGCGAUGGGAGGAAUUUACCUGUUCGGCGUUUUCUUUGGCUUUCUCUGCCUGCCAGAGACCAGAAGGACGAAUUUGAGAGAAGCGCAGGACAAGUUCAGUAGAUUUAUCAACUUGGGUUUCUAGUCUGAAUAUCCUUUUCUUAAUUUACCCAUGAGUCACUAGAGAUAAUAAAUAAAUAUUUUUUUGCUGCUACACAA